GUGAAAGUUGUUAAGUUUAGUUAUAUGUGGACCAUUAACAACUUCAGCUUUUGUCGAGAAGAAAUGGGCGAAGUAUUAAAAUCGUCUACAUUCUCCGCCGGAAUAAACGACAAACUGAAAUGGUGUUUGCGAGUGAAUCCUAAAGGCCUAGACGAGGAAAGCAAAGACUAUUUGUCUUUGUAUUUACUACUAGUCUCGUGCAACAAGACUGAGGUUAGAGCAAAAUUCAAAUUCUCAAUUUUAAAUGCCAAACGUGAAGAAACUAAGGCUAUGGAGAGUCAAAGGGCCUAUAGAUUCGUUCAAGGAAAGGAUUGGGGGUUCAAAAAAUUUAUUAGACGUGAUUUUCUAUUAGACGAAGCUAAUGGUCUUCUACCCGAUGAUAAACUUACCAUAUUUUGCGAGAUGGCUCGUUUGCAGGUAAGCGUUGUAGCUGAUAGUGUCAACAUAUCCGGUCAGUCAAAUGCGGUCCAAUUUAAAGUACCUGAAUGCCGUCUGCCCGACGAUCUAGGAAAUUUAUUCGAAAUACAAAAAUUUAGUGAUGUAACGCUUUCGGUUAGCGGGCGAGAAUUCCAAGCACACAAAGCUAUACUUGCCGCGAGAAGUCCCGUGUUCGCCGCCAUGUUUGAACACGAGAUGGAAGAACGCAAGCAAAACCGUGUCGCUAUUACCGACGUAGAUCACGAAGUCCUCAGAGAAAUGCUUCGGUUUAUCUACACCGGUCGAGCAGCGAAUUUAGAGAGAAUGGCGGACGAUUUGUUAGCGGCAGCCGACAAGUACGCUCUAGAGAGGCUGAAAGUCAUGUGCGAAGAAGCGCUGUGCAACAAUCUGUCGAUCGACAACGCGGCAGAUAUAUUGAUAUUGGCCGAUCUGCACAGUGCCGACCAACUGAAAGUACAAACAAUCGAGUUUAUUAACACGUGAGUAUACAUUAUAUUUAUACAUAAUAUAGUUUACU
Messenger RNA from Diuraphis noxia (Russian wheat aphid), 955 nucleotides. It is a transcript of the gene rdx, whose product is annotated as BTB/POZ and MATH domain-containing protein rdx. Lineage: Eukaryota; Metazoa; Arthropoda; Insecta; Hemiptera; Aphididae. The record is from RefSeq and is a predicted model, not a curated record. Gene Ontology annotation, molecular function: protein binding.